AGCCAGGGCGGCGGCGGCGGCGGCGGCGGCUGCCGCGGCCAAGACCCAGGCAUCUGGGACUGUUGUUGUUCUCUCCUGGCGCGACCGCUUCAGCCCGUUCGCCUAGAAGCAGCCCAGGAGCUGGUGUGGCGAGGAGCGAGUGGCCGCAUCCUCCUCCUCUCUCCUGCUUCUCAGAGCUGCGGCAGGAGCUGGCGCGAACAUCCUGCGGCUGGUCUCCGAUGCCCUUCAGUGAGGAGGGGGCGUCCGGACCCUGGUGAGCGUACCUCAGGCUCCCCCAACUCGGCGUCUUCAUCGGCCCCCCUGGCUCGCACACCCCAGCCUGCCUGCCAUGGCUGAAAACGCAGAGGGGGACCUGAACUCCAACCUGCUCCACGCCCCCUACCACACCGGGGACCCUCAGCUAGACACGGCCAUCGCGCAGUGGCUCCGUUGGGAUAAGAAUCCCAAAACAAAAGAACAAAUUGAAAAUCUGUUACGAAAUGGAAUGAACAAGGAACUGCGGGAUCGUCUUUGUUGCCGAAUGACUUUUGGGACUGCAGGACUUCGUUCUGCUAUGGGGGCAGGAUUUUGUUAUAUUAAUGACCUUACAGUAAUACAGUCAACACAGGGGAUGUACAAAUACCUGGAGAGAUGUUUCUCAGACUUCAAGCAGAGAGGCUUUGUCGUUGGGUAUGAUACCCGCGGGCAAGUGACUAGCAGUUGCAGCAGCCAGAGGCUUGCUAAACUCACUGCUGCAGUCUUACUGGCCAAAGAUGUUCCCGUGUACCUUUUUUCAAAAUAUGUUCCUACACCUUUUGUACCAUAUGCAGUCCAGGAGCUCAAAGCAGUUGCAGGUGUAAUGAUUACAGCAUCUCACAACCGCAAAGAGGAUAAUGGAUACAAGGUUUAUUGGGAAACGGGUGCUCAGAUCACAUCUCCUCAUGAUAAAGAAAUUCUGAAAUGUAUAGAAGAAUGUGUGGAACCCUGGAAUGGUUCCUGGAAUGAUAAUUUAGUGGAUACCAGCCCACUGAAGAAAGAUCCUCUGCAGGACAUUUGUAGGAGAUAUAUGGAAGAUCUGAAAAAGAUCUGUUUUCACAGGGAAUUAAACGCAAAGACUACCUUGAAAUUUGUACAUACAUCUUUUCAUGGGGUCGGACAUGACUAUGUGCAGUUGGCUUUUCAAGUGUUUGGUUUUAAGCCUCCAAUUCCAGUACCUGAACAAAAAGAUCCUGACCCAGACUUUUCUACCGUUAAAUGCCCAAAUCCUGAAGAGGGGGAAUCUGUGCUGGAACUUUCUUUGAGACUGGCAGAGAAAGAAAAUGCCCGGAUAGUGGUAGCCACAGAUCCUGAUGCAGACCGACUGGCAGUGGCAGAACUUCAGGAGAAUGGUCAUUGGAAAGUUUUCACAGGAAAUGAGUUGGCAGCUCUGUUUGGGUGGUGGAUGUUUGAUUGCUGGAAGAAAAGUAAAUCAGGAAAUGCUAACGUGAAGAACAUUUAUAUGUUAGCCACCACAGUCUCUUCCAAAAUUUUGAAGGCAAUUGCACUUAAAGAAGGAUUUCAUUUUGAAGAAACAUUACCAGGUUUUAAAUGGAUUGGAAGUAGAAUAAAAGACCUCCUGGAAAAUGGGAAAGAAGUCCUUUUUGCAUUUGAAGAGUCUAUUGGUUUUCUGUGUGGAACUUCAGUUUUGGAUAAAGAUGGGGUGAGUGCAGCCGUUGUUGUUGCUGAGAUGGCAUCUUACCUGGAAACCAUGAAUAUAACAUUGAAACAGCAACUGGUUAAGGUUUAUGAAAAGUAUGGUUAUCAUAUUUCAAAAACUUCAUAUUUCUUGUGUUAUGAUCCAAAUACCAUCAAAAGUAUAUUUGAAAGGCUUCGCAAUUUUGAUUCUCCAAAUGAAUAUCCAAAAUUUUGUGGGACAUUUGCUAUAUUGCAUAUACGGGACAUUACCACUGGAUAUGACAGCAGCCAGCCUAAUAAUAAAUCAGUGCUGCCUGUGAGUAAAAACAGCCAGAUGAUUACAUUUACUUUUCAAAAUGGCUGUGUUGCUACUCUUCGGACAAGUGGGACAGAACCAAAGAUAAAGUAUUAUGCAGAAAUGUGCGCCUCACCUGACCAGAGUGACACCGCCUUACUAGAAGAAGAAUUGAGGAAACUCAUUGAAGCUUUGAUUGAGAAUUUUCUUGAGCCCAGUAAAAAUGGACUGACCUGGCGUUGUGUGUAGUGGACACCGUUUCUUUGCACCGGCAUAUGGAACAGACCAACCGAGAGCCCCAUGCGUUGAACUUGUGUUUAGCGUUCUCUCUAUCUCACCUGGCCAAGUAUCCUUUUCCUUUCAUUUUCUUUCUUUUUUGGUUGGCUGACUAAAAAAACUGUAUAACUUCGAAAUGAAAUCAUCUGGAGAAAAUGAUUCAAAUUUUUUCAUAAUCUUGAACAAAAGUCAUUAUGUUCAAAGUAUUAUAGUAACACGUCAUUCUUCCUUUAACAGAAAUAAAACAGUGCAAAAGCCAGUUUUCUUAUUAAAGUGUGAUUAAGUAAGCUUAGUUUCAUAUUCUUGUAAUUGUGUAUAGCAUGUGUGUUUUUUUAAAUAGGCAGAUAAGUGUUGUGUAAUUGUAGAGUUAGUUAAGGAAAUUAUUUCAUAAAGUUGGCAAGAAAACAGUGCUGCUCUCAGAAUACUGUGGAAGUGUCAUUGUUAUAUCGUAGAUAGUGACUUACAAAUUAGAGUAUUCAAAUAGGGUAUUUAGCAUUUCUAGCUUAGAACAGAUGUUACAAAUGUGGUGUCCAGCUCUUCUGUUUCAGGUGCUGUUGGUGCAAUGUAAAUUUAUUCAGUGUAUUUAAAAUUCCAACCUUUACUGAACAUAAAACAAUAGUGGCAACAUUCCUAGAAGCUUUGUUCUUGUCAAAUUUCUCAGUGCCUUCUCAGGGUAUGGUAUGAACUGAAACAGUGUUUCUGCAUUGAUUUUCAGACAGUUAAGAAAAAUCUUCCAAACUACAUAGGUGCUUUCCCUCGAUAUUAAACAGGUUUGCUGACUUUAAAAUCUUAUGAACAUAUAUAAAAAUCUUAAUAAGACCAGGCUCAAUGUAACUCUAGUUAAGCAUCUUCAUGUUAGAAUUGUCAGUUAUCACAGCCUUUGAGUAAAGAAAAAAUCUGAACUGAGAAAGGAGCUCUGAAUUUAUUUAAAAAUCUUUUAAAUUACAUAUUAUAAGUGGAUUUAUUCCUUUAUCAGAUGAAGUAAUGCUACUUUUACUAAGAAAUAAAACAUUCAGAUUUUAGGUAUUAUGAAACACUAUACUACUUCUUUUCAAACUAACAUCCAGUUUAUCCUAACAUCUUGCUGGCUUCUAUAGAAUUUCUGAUCACAAGAGUAACUAUCUUAUCUAAUAUGGAAAAAAAAUUGUAAGGUCACUGGUUGAUUCUGCAGUCUUCUAAAAAGACAAUAGAGAAGCUCUGUUUAAUCUUCUUAAAGUGUAUCCUGUUGUAUAUAGUUCACAGAAUACUUAAACAUAUGUGGUACGGUUAAGAGGUAACAAUAACAAGGCCUUGGGCAUAAUCAUCUAAACAAAUUACCUAUGGAAGAUAACUGGUAUUAGAGAAUUUAUUUCCUAAAAAAAAUGAUAUAAAAUUUGAACUGAUUAGAAUAUUUGUUAAAUCAUGGUUUGGUUUAUUGUAGCUAUUGGUUCACAUUUGGUUGAACUCAUGUAAUCCAAAUAUAAUUUUCAAAUUAUUAUAUUGCCACUAUUGUUAAUUUGUUCCUCUCUCAGUUUCUUAUAGCUGGAUCUUGUGUGACUGUAGAUAAUAGACAGCUAGCUAAAUGUAGAACACCAUAUUUCUAAGUGAGUUUGUUUUCAAAGGCUUUGCACUGAAAAAGAAAUUGUGUAGAAUUUUUUGUUUUAUUUGCUUUUAGGAAUGUAGACCAUAAUUUAGGAAAUGGCCUAUAUUCUACGAAGUGGUGUGAGCAAUGCGCUAUAGUAUCUGGAAAAUAUGUAUAUUUGGUUUCAGUGUCUGUUUUCCAUUGACUGAAGAACAAAGUGGAGCUAAAAUGAUAUACUAGCCCAUGUAUAAUCCCUAAAGCCAUGUUCUGAUUGUCAUCCUGUUGGACAGAGAACUGUUUUAUUUGAGUGCUUUAAUCUAACACCGCAUUUAAGUCAUCUUAAUCAAGGCAAAAAGUUAUUAAAGCUUGGAUUCUUAUCUCAAAAAUUUAAAAAUCCAGAGUUAAAAUUAACAGAGUUUUACAAGUGUUCCAAAAGUGUAUAGAUUGAGGGAAUUAUUUGAUUCUAGCCAAACUCUCAAGUCUGUCUCUGAUAUUUAGUGUGUACUUGACAUAGUGGGUGUACACUUGCCUAACAGAUAAAUUCAGUAGCCCAAGCCAACCAGGCCAGACGGAAGUGCUGGCCAGUAGGUCUCAGCCUUGGGCUCUGCGUUGUUCACCUUUUUCUUUAUGAACAAUGUCAUGGAAAUGAACGCAUUCUCAUUGAGUGUGCAGAUCAAAACUGGGAUUUUCUAGAGCUCUGAGGAAAAGGAAAGAAAUUAGUGGGACAAGAUUAAAACAUAGGAUGGAAAUAAACAGAACUAAGCAAACAAUAGAAAGGUCAAUUAGGUGGCACAGGAAAUGCUUUUUGUUAAGGGCAAGUUUAUCACCCUAAAAACUCACUGUGGGCAAGUUGUUUACUUGUGUUUAUCUGUUGUGUUGAUGAGCGAAUAGUGAACCUUUUGUUUUCUUUGAUUAGUGAGCACUAAAGAGGACAAGUAUAAGGCAAAAGAGUUUAAGAGAAAAAGUACCUCUCUUACUGAUUCAGUCUCUGAGAGAAUGUUCUUUCUUAGGAUCAUAUGGGAACUGGGGAGGGGAUAUAACAGAAAUAAAAAACAGAAUAAAAUAUAGAUUGGAAAAUAAGACCUCUGAGAAAAAGUAAAACAAGAUCAUUUAACUCUGGAGAGGAGAAAGCUGUCGAGAUAGUUUAAUAAAUCUUAAGUUAUUGAGCCUUUUAUUGAACAACUUAAACUAAGAACAACGUGACAAAUUGUUCUCCAUCUCCAGCAAGGAUAAAAUAGGAGGGUAUAAGGAUUUUUAAGGGGGAGAAAGGCAACAUGAAUAGUUUAAGAUUUUAAAACUUGGGCAGGGAUCAUUAUGAAGCCUUUUAUUUGAAUUUUUAUUUUUAAGAGAAUAAAAACUUUAAAUAUUAAAAGAUAUACUAAAUGGCUUUUACAGGUUCCUUCUAAACCUUUUUUUUUUUUUAAACUCAGGUUGGAACAAAGAUAUCAUAAAGAGCACUGAAAGUAACAUUUGAAUUUCACUCCAUAUCUAUAAGAAUUUAGCUCACAACAGUUUUUGUUGUUUUUUUAUGUUGAGUAGUAGAUGCAUGAGUGCAGCGAAUAAAGACCUGCUUACAUGUUAUUUUUUUGUUUAAUUUAGCAAAUUAAGUGAGACUUGAGCACAGUUUUGUUCAUCUUGAAGAAUGUAUAGCAUUAUAGGAUAUUUGAGGGGUUUGUUUUAAGUUUAGAGUAUUGUUAUUUGGAUGUAGUAACUUCAGCAGAGAGUAUCUAAGAGUUUGGAUACUUUGGAAUAUAUUUAUAUAGGAAAUAGAACUUCUGUUUCUUAAGCAGAUUGCUCCUGAAAUUGAUGCAACAAAGAUAUUGCUGGAGUUUAAUGGAGAAAUUGUUCUAUGAGGCGCUGCUAUUGGUAUUUCUUUCAGAUCUUUUCCAUUGUUGUUCAUGAUGCUUGAAAAAUCCAAAUCCAAAUUCUGCUUGAAUAAAUUUAAUUUUAUGCCUUUUUUCUCUACCUCCCUCUUUCCCUAGGUACCCUCUCACAUUUUGUUACUGUGAAAUGCUAUUGCCCUAUUACCUCACCAAUAAGAAAUCCUAACUGUAUCUGUCAGAAUGCUUUAAACUUAUUCAUAAACUAAGUUGGUUUAUGGACUUUUGGAUGUUUUGUUAUUGUGAGAAUAAGACAUUGUAAGAAGUAAUUUUAAAUCUGUUUCAUAGUUUUUUGUGGUCUAUCUGGAUGCUAUAUGUUAAAUUAUUAUGGCCUUUUACAAUUCACUUGUUUUCUGAGAUUGCUCUGGAAACUGAUGAGGAAAGAGUCGUACUAACCAAAAUGAAUGCUCAGUUGAUCUAGCAUUUUAUUUUCAGUUUCCGUGUACUUUGGGCAUCCAAAACACAAGAUUUGAGGAAAUAUAUUUUUUUUAUAUUUGUGCUUCAAAGCACUCACCAUAAGCUAUAAGGAAUCUAAGCAGAAAGAAGAGAAUCUGUCAUUGUCUCAGUUCACAGCAUGACUUUAGUUCUAGUUGGAAACAAAGUUAGCGUUAACCAUCGGUUACUUUAAAAUAUUCAUCAUACUGUUCUGUUCAUUAAGCCAUCUUCUCUCUUUAUUAAUUAAAGACUAUGUACUUAAAAAAACAACAUAUAAGAAUGAGUAAAGCAACCAAGAUAAGGGCAAAGUGACAUAGUUAAAGUUUGCCUCUCAAAUUUUUCCACCAGCAUGACCCUCAAGCAGAAGGGUCAUGUAGGGGAAGGGGCCUGAGAGCAAAGAAAUGUCAUGGUCUGUCUCAAAAAUGUAAGUGAAUUUUGAAUCCUCCAUAAUAAAAGUGUGUUGAUAUAAAAAUGAUUCCUUCAGUCUUCAACAAAACUGGUGGUGUCAGAAAGGAGCACUCUGUUUAUCAUGUGGCCUCUCAGUUUUCUCCCCCAAGUCCCCCUUCAACUGUUGCAUAUCCCUGGGCGUACACACACUGACUCUAGUGUGAGAAAUGUAAACAUAGAACAUAUAUAGGAUAUUCUUUGCCCUUUAGUAGCUGACCUUUGAAAGUAUUAAUGCCAAGUUAAACUGACCUGAAACAGUUAUGUUACCAGUGAACCUUAUAGUCAGAGGUAUUGGCCAGUUUAUUCUCUUUAAUUUAUUGGAAUUCAAGAUCCUUCUUGACUUUCAGCUCCCUUUAUUAUUUUUCAUAUCCACACCACCUAGUAUAGUACCUGUUAUAGAGUGCAUAAUUGGUGAUAAUGGUAAUAAAGGGAUUUUUAUUUUAAAGAAGCAAAUAAUUCAAGAAAAAAAACAAUAUUAGUUUUUUAAUUUAGCAUUUAUUAAACCAACUCUCAUUACUGAAAUUUAUAAGUAAUGUUUAUUAAGCACACACACACUCAAAUACUCAGUGUCUUUGGAGAAAGCAGAGCAUAUUUCUAUUUGGAAAUUGUGUAUAACGCCAAGUAUUUUACACUCAAAGCAAGGGAUUGGCCAAAAAGGCUAAGAAAGUGUCUAUGUAGAUUUAAUAUCACUAAUACAAGUGCCAAUUUGAGCCUACUUGUGCUACCUUCCAAGUGAGUCACAACUAAUUUAAUACUAUUUGGUAUAUUUUUGUUCAAUGUUAUGAUUCAGCAUAUAUCUGACAAGAGCCACUCCAGAGUUUGCAUCUAUAUAUGGUGAGGCCUUCUUGUUGUGGGCUAAAAUAAACUCUUUGUAUACAUCAUUGACCAUGCCAGAUAAAAUAUGUGCAGUUAAGAAUGAAUUAUUUUCCUGACUCUGUAGCAGUAGUUCAAAAUUGUGCCCUUGUUUUAACAGUUUCUGUCAAUAUCUUCCAGUUUUUUCCCUAAGAAAACACCAGGGUGUAUCGUAAAUACUGCCUGUGAGAAUUUGCACUUUAAGUAUUUGUGUGUGGAUUUCUUGUGGUUGUAGCCAAAUGAAAUGUUGUCCGUAAUAAACAGGUCUCUUAUA
Molecule: messenger RNA, 7673 nt
Organism: Miniopterus natalensis
Lineage: Eukaryota; Metazoa; Chordata; Mammalia; Chiroptera; Miniopteridae
Gene: PGM2L1
Product: phosphoglucomutase 2 like 1
Biological process (GO): carbohydrate metabolic process
Cellular component (GO): nucleus
Molecular function (GO): glucose-1,6-bisphosphate synthase activity; intramolecular phosphotransferase activity
Source: RefSeq, a predicted model, not a curated record